Messenger RNA from Coniosporium apollinis CBS 100218, 1005 nucleotides. RefSeq names its product alcohol dehydrogenase. The transcript has 2 exons. NCBI's taxonomy places the organism in Eukaryota, Fungi, Ascomycota, Dothideomycetes. Gene Ontology annotation, biological process: alcohol metabolic process. Gene Ontology annotation, molecular function: zinc ion binding; alcohol dehydrogenase (NADP+) activity. The coding region runs from base 1 to 1005 and encodes 334 amino acids. The record is from RefSeq and is a predicted model, not a curated record.
AUGCCCUCCUUUACCGUCUUCAAAGGCUCCAAUGAUGGAAGCAUCCACAAGUCCUCAACCACCCGUCCUGACCUCAAAGAUGACCAAGUCUUCCUCCGAGUAACCUCUUCCGGCCUCUGCGGCACCGAUCUCCACUACCGGCACGCCGACAUGGUCCUGGGGCAUGAAGGCUGCGGUGUCGUCGAAUCCGUUGGACCUACCGUAAAGCAUCUCAGGGCCGGUGACCGCGUCGGCUGGGGCUACCAACAUGACAGCUGCGGUAGAUGCGAUCAGUGCCUGAAGGGUAUGGAGACGUACUGCGCAGAGAGGGCGAUGUACGGCUAUGCGGAUCUGGACCAGGGGAGCUUCGCUAGCCAUGCCGUCUGGCGCGAGGCCUUCCUUUUCAAGAUUCCAGAUGGCAUAAGCGAUGUGGAUGCGGCACCCCUGAUGUGCGGUGGUGCCACUGUCUUUGGAGCCCUGGCAAUCUAUGGCGUUCAGCCGACGGACACGGUAGGUGUUAUUGGCGUUGGCGGCCUUGGACACCUCGCCAUCCAGUUCGCGGCGAAGAUGGGCUGCGAUGUCGUCGUCUUCAGCGGCACCAACUCGAAGAAGGAGGAGGCGAUGAAGCUCGGUGCGACGCAUUUCUAUGCCACCAGGGGCGCCAAGGAGAUCAAGAGUGAGAAGAAGAUUGAUCACCUGCUUGUUACGACAAGCGCGCAGCCAGACUGGUCCCUCUACUUCCCGGUCCUCGCGCCCAACGCGACCAUCUAUCCGCUUUCCGUCGCUGACGGCGAUUUCAAGGUCCCGUACAUGCCUCUCAUUUCGAACGGCCUCAGGAUACAGGGCAGUGUCGUUGCGCCGCGUGGCAUCCACAAGAAGAUGCUCGAGUUUGCUGCGAGACACGAUAUCAAGCCUAUUGUGAUGAGGUAUCCCAUGACCGUCGAGGGUAUCGAGGAGGCGAUGAAGACGCUUGACGAGGGCGGAAUGAGAUACCGUGGCGUGCUCGUGUCUGAACAGCAGUCAUAA